Molecule: messenger RNA, 733 nt
Organism: Pistacia vera
Lineage: Eukaryota; Viridiplantae; Streptophyta; Magnoliopsida; Sapindales; Anacardiaceae
Product: cyclin-B1-2-like
Exons: 4
Coding region: 97-522 (141 amino acids)
Biological process (GO): proteasome assembly
Cellular component (GO): nucleus; cytoplasm
Source: RefSeq, a predicted model, not a curated record
GCAGCUUGCCUUCAUAACUUGUUCACAAAGUUUGUGCUAAACUACUCUCAACAAUCAGUCACAGAGAACACCUAGGAGUGAACAGAAGAGAGCGAAAUGGAGGCACAAAAGAACAUUCCGCACGAAAUCGGAGGAAUCCAAAACGACGCGCUUCGAUUCGGUCUCCAUGGCGUCAAAAGUGAUGUCGUUGGAUCUCACCCUCUCGAAAUCUCCUAUCAAUCUGCAAGGAAGACGCAAGAGGACAUGAAGAGAAAAAUGCUUGCUAAUACAUAUGGGACGGCUUUCCCAUUGAAGAUGGAUCUUGAUAGGCAAAUUCUUUCUCGAUUUCAGAGGCCUCCAGGGGCGGUCCCAUCUUCAAUGCUAGGUUUGGAGGCUUUGACAGGAAGCUUGGAUGAUUUUGGCUUUGAGGACUAUUUGAAUGACCCUCGUGAAUCAGAAACUUUCCGGCCACUGGACAUGCAUCACGGGAUGGAAGUGCGCUUCGGACUUUCCAAGGGACCGGUUGCCCCAAGCUUCGUAUGAUUUAAGCAGCUGCCAUUCGUUCUUGAAGAAUCUCAGAAUGUGCCUGUACUUGGAGUCGUUACUUCAAUCUCAAAAAACCAAAAGGAUUUGAUACUUGAAUAUGUCUGUCAUUAGAGGCCUGUUUUUAUGUCAUGUACUACUGCAUCUGAUCCUUCUAUUCUACCUACCAGUACUCUUGCUAUUUGGAAUUUAUUCCAUCUUUGCCUUUCCA